AUGUGCAGAAUACUAGUUUACGGAUGUGGACAUGUGAACUACAUCAACACUGAAUUGGGGGAAACGCUGAUAUUGUGCAAAUCCCUCGACAGGGAAAAUCAGGAGGAUAGAAAAGAGAAUCUUGGCACGGAAAUCUUCAUAACUCACACCCAUUUUCCUGAUUGCCACAAGCUUACCUUCAAUGAAAUUAAAGUAAAAGAGGAGGUAAAGGAUGAAGGAGAAUGUCAAGAAUCUGUAGCACCAUUCCCUGCUAUCCCGGAAGGAUUUGCAACGGCUACUGUGAAGGAGGAACCGGAAGAACCCAUUGAUUUCAGGCAACCAGAUGAUACUGACCAUCCCACUGAUCCUCUGCAGGAUACCGAAGCAGCAGAUAUUAAUGGUUUCUUACAAAAUAUCCAAGAAAAUCCAAGCAUAAUAGAUUGGGCAGCUCCAGGGGCUCCAGGAGAGAAGAAAUUUCAUUGCAACCGGUGCCCAAAGACAUUCUCACAGCUUCCUUACCUCACAAGGCACAUGAGGUUACAUUCACAUAGUUGUUCAAAGAGAUCUGCUUCCGGAAGUAAAAAGGAGGAAACACUCCCAGCACCUCUGCUACCAAGCCAAAGAGUCGAAGGCUUCCUUCCUCUUCAUCCUGUUGAAAAACGCGUCUUAUCGAGAAUUCCUCCAGAAGAUCCAUCAGAUGGGAGAGAUUUUACAUGUACUCGGUGCUUCAAGUCAUUCACCUCACCAGAUUCCCUGAAGCAGCACGAAAAGAUUCACGGAGACAAAGUUUUCAUUUGCAACAUUUGCGAAAAGGGAUUUGCAAGGAAGGACUAUCUGGACGCUCACAUUGCGGUGCACAACAAAAGUAACCGGAAGACCUAUUCAUGCAACUUGUGCGACAAGAAGUACUUCAGUCGAGCGGGGCUAAGUUACCACCGGGAGAUGCACACGGGAGUCAAAGCUUUCCCCUGUCCGUAUUGCCGCAAAUCUUUUGCCUGGAAAACUCAUGCACUGAAGCACAUAAAGCUCCAUUCAAAAACUGAUGGGAAUGAGAGUCAGAAUUAA
This is a messenger RNA of Lutzomyia longipalpis, 1044 nucleotides long. Its product is annotated as zinc finger protein 260-like. Gene Ontology annotation, biological process: regulation of transcription by RNA polymerase II. Gene Ontology annotation, cellular component: nucleus. The transcript has a single exon. The record is from RefSeq and is a predicted model, not a curated record. Lineage: Eukaryota; Metazoa; Arthropoda; Insecta; Diptera; Psychodidae. The coding region runs from base 1 to 1044 and encodes 347 amino acids. Gene Ontology annotation, molecular function: RNA polymerase II cis-regulatory region sequence-specific DNA binding; DNA-binding transcription factor activity, RNA polymerase II-specific.